Molecule: messenger RNA, 813 nt
Organism: Postia placenta MAD-698-R-SB12
Lineage: Eukaryota; Fungi; Basidiomycota; Agaricomycetes; Polyporales; Adustoporiaceae
Exons: 7
Coding region: 1-813 (270 amino acids)
Biological process (GO): cell morphogenesis; barbed-end actin filament capping; actin cytoskeleton organization
Cellular component (GO): F-actin capping protein complex; cytoplasm
Molecular function (GO): actin filament binding
Source: RefSeq, a predicted model, not a curated record
AUGGGCGACCUCGUCGACUCCAUGCUCGACCUCAUGCGGCGGCUGCCGCCUACGCAAGUCGAGGAGAACGUCGCCUCGCUCGUCGCCAUGUGUCCGGACUACGCGGACGACCUCCUCGGCAGCGUCGACCAGCCGCUGAAAGUGUUGACAGACCGCGCGACAGGGCGCGAGUACCUCGCAUGUGAUUACAACCGCGAUGGGGAGAGCUACCGUUCACCAUGGUCAAAUGAGUACGACCCGCCACUAGAAGACGGCACCGUGCCUUCUCUGAAGCUACGCAAACUCGAGAUCACCGCCAACGAGGCGUUCGACACCUACCGCGAGAUGUACUACGAAGGCGGCGUCUCUUCCGUAUUUCUGUGGGACCUCGAUGACGGCGGCUUCGCGGGCGUCGUGCUCCUCAAGAAAGUACUGAAUGCCACUGCACCCGGCGAGCCCUCCGGCUCCUGGGACUCCAUCCACGUCUUCGAGGCCGCGGAGCGCGGGCGCCAGGCGCACUACAAGCUCACCUCGACGGUUAUGCUGCAGAUGACCGACCGCGCGGGCGAGAAGCGCGCGGGCGAGGUCGUGCUCAGCGGGAGCAUGACGCGGCAGAGCGAGGCGGACUUCCCGCUGCAGGACCAGACGUCGCACAUCUCGAACACGGGGCGCAUGGUCGAGGAGAUGGAGAUCAAGAUGCGGAACCAGCUGCAGGAGGUGUACUUUGGCAAGACGCGCGACAUUGUGUUCGACCUGCGCAGCAUCGAUGACCUGGAGAAGGCACGACGGCAGAGGGAACUGCAGAAAGAGUUGGUCGGGUUCAUAAAGCGGUGA